Messenger RNA from Pristis pectinata (smalltooth sawfish), 1407 nucleotides. RefSeq names its product transcription factor Sp8-like. Lineage: Eukaryota; Metazoa; Chordata; Chondrichthyes; Rhinopristiformes; Pristidae. The coding region runs from base 1 to 1407 and encodes 468 amino acids. Gene Ontology annotation, biological process: regulation of transcription by RNA polymerase II. The record is from RefSeq and is a predicted model, not a curated record. The transcript has 2 exons. Gene Ontology annotation, molecular function: DNA-binding transcription factor activity, RNA polymerase II-specific; RNA polymerase II cis-regulatory region sequence-specific DNA binding.
AUGGCAACUUCACUUCUGGGGGAAGAACCGAGGCUAGGAUCAACUCCUCUGGCAAUGUUGGCUGCUACAUGUAAUAAAAUCGGCAGCCCGAGCCCGUCUCCCUCCCUGUCCGACAACGCGUCUUUUGGAAAGGGAUUCCAUCCCUGGAAAAGAUCAGCUUCCAGUUGUAACAACAGCUCCAGCCUUUCCGGCUUUGGGGUGUCAGGCUCCAGGAACGGGGCAGGACUGUCAGAAUCAUUCAGUGUCAACUGUUCGUCGGGGAGCAGCGCCUUUUCGCUCACCUCCAACACCUCGUCCACAUCGCCCUUUGGGAACGAGUACUCGGUCUUUCAGUCUCCCGUCUCCAGCAGCUCUCAGGACGCUGCCCAACCCGUCUUCAUCUCCAAAGUUCACACCACAGUGGACAGUCUGCAGAACAGUUUACAAGGCAUCUACCCCAGGGUUGGGAUGGCACAUCCGUACGAGUCCUGGUUCAAACCGUCCCAUCCCGGGAUAGCUGGGGAUGUGGGGAGCGGAGCAUCGACUUGGUGGGAUGUGCACCCGGGAACAGCGGGUUGGAUUGACGUUCAGAACCCCAACGGGGCCUUGCCGUCCUCCUUACACUCCAGCGGGCUUUCAGUCUUCGCUCCUUCCCCUCUGGGCGGCUACAACUCGGACUAUUCCGGUCCUCAGCAUUCGGCCUUCAGUACAGCCGGCAUCAACGGAGCAUCUUCUCACCUCCUGACCAGCAGCCAGCACCUGAUCACCCAGGAUGGCUUCAAGCCUGUUUUACCGCCCUCUUACCAGGACUCGGCCCCUUCGCCGCUGGCCGCCAACUCCAUGCUGGGCAGCCCGGCCACCCUGGGAGGAUCUCCGCGCUCCUCGGCCAGGCGCUACUCGGGACGGGCCACCUGCGAUUGCCCCAACUGCCAGGAGGCCGAGCGACUGGGACCGGCCGGGGCCAGCCUGCGGAGGAAGGGGCUGCACAGCUGCCACAUCCCGGGCUGCGGCAAGGUCUACGGCAAGACCUCGCACCUGAAAGCCCACCUGCGCUGGCACACGGGCGAGAGACCCUUCGUUUGCAACUGGCUCUUCUGUGGCAAGCGCUUCACCCGCUCGGACGAGCUGCAGCGCCACCUCCGCACCCACACCGGCGAGAAGAGGUUCGCCUGCCCCGUCUGCAACAAGCGCUUCAUGAGGAGCGACCACCUGAGCAAACACGUCAAGACACACCAGGCCACCGGGGUAGGGGGCGGCGCGGCGGCCGGGGCGGCUGGCGGGGGCAGCGGCAGCAAGAAAGACAGCGACACCGACAGUGAGCACAGCGCCCCCGGCACCCCGCGCUGUCCCUCCCCGGAGCUGUUGCAGGCGGCAGCCCAGGGCGGGGCGGCAGCCGCGCUCAAUGGUCACAACAAUGGUCUUGAGUGA